GGCGUGGGCGGGGCUUCAGCGCGCAGCCCCGAGGCCACGCCCCCGCUCGAUUGCUCCUGUCUGGCGUCGGCAGCAUGGCGGCGGGGGCGGCCGAGGUGGCGGAGGUCGGUUCCGCCGGGCAGUUCGAAGAGCUGCUGCGCCUCGGAGCCAAGUCCCUCGUUGUGGUCCAUUUCUGGGCACCCUGGGCUCCUCAAUGCACUCAGAUGAAUGGCGUGAUGGCAGAGUUAGCUAAAGAGCACCCCCAGGUGUCCUUUGUGAAGUUGGAAGCUGAAGCUGUUCCUGAAGUCUCUGAAAAAUAUGAAAUUAGUUCUGUUCCCACCUUUCUGUUUUUCAAGAAUUCUCAGAAAAUUGACCGAUUAGAUGGUGCGCAUGCCCCAGAGUUGACCAAAAAGGUUCAGCGACAUGCAUCUAGCAGCUCCUUCGCACCCAGUGGUACUGAGCAUCCCAAAGAAGAUCUCAACCUGCGCUUGAAGAAGUUAACUCACGCUGCCCCAUGCAUGCUGUUCAUGAAGGGAACACCUCAGGAGCCGCGCUGUGGUUUCAGCAAGCAGAUGGUGGAAAUUCUUAAUAAACAUAAUAUUCAGUUUAGCAGUUUUGAUAUCUUCUCAGAUGAAGAAGUUCGUCAGGGCCUCAAAACCUAUUCCAAUUGGCCCACCUAUCCCCAGCUCUAUGUUUCUGGAGAGCUCAUAGGAGGACUCGACAUAAUUAAGGAACUAGAAGCAUCUGAAGAACUAGAUACAAUUUGCCCCAAAGCUCCCAAAUUAGAGGAAAGGCUCAAAGUACUGACAAAUAAAGCUUCUGUGAUGCUCUUUAUGAAAGGAAGCAAACAGGAAGCAAAAUGUGGAUUCAGCAAGCAAAUUCUGGAAAUACUAAAUAGUAUUGGUGUUGAAUAUGAGACAUUUGAUAUAUUGGAGGAUGAAGAAGUUCGGCAAGGAUUGAAAACCUACUCAAAUUGGCCGACAUACCCUCAGCUCUACGUGAGAGGGGAGCUUGUCGGAGGCCUGGAUAUUGUUAAGGAACUGAAAGAAAACGGUGAAUUGCUGCCUAUACUGAAAGGAGAAAAUUAAUGAAUAUUGAACUAGGUGCCCAGCGAUCGCAAGAGAUACUCACCUACAGCGGAGCAGUUCGUGGCUCAGUCCUCCCGAGGGGGCUGGGAGGGGCAGGUGCUUCUACCGGUUAUGCUUUGUGUCUUUCACAAGGUUGUGCUAAAUAUGUGUAUGUUUUGUUUUUUUCACCAAAAAUUGAUGACAAACAUCUUUAAAUUCAAUUAAAAAUAGUUGUGUAAAAAAAA
Molecule: messenger RNA, 1291 nt
Organism: Manis pentadactyla (Chinese pangolin)
Lineage: Eukaryota; Metazoa; Chordata; Mammalia; Pholidota; Manidae
Gene: GLRX3
Product: glutaredoxin 3
Exons: 11
Coding region: 75-1067 (330 amino acids)
Source: RefSeq, a predicted model, not a curated record